Molecule: messenger RNA, 465 nt
Organism: Plasmodium malariae
Lineage: Eukaryota; Apicomplexa; Aconoidasida; Haemosporida; Plasmodiidae
Product: conserved Plasmodium protein, unknown function
Exons: 2
Coding region: 1-465 (154 amino acids)
Source: RefSeq, a predicted model, not a curated record
AUGGCUAAAAAAGGAUCUAGGAAAAAUAAAAACAAAAAUACUGAAAAAGAGGAUGCAUUAGAGGAGAAUAAAGAAGACGAUGUAGCAGGAGAAGACGAUCAAAAGGAAGAUACACGAGCGGAUCAUCAGAAUGAUUCAAAAGUCAGUGAAACGAAAUAUAACAAAAAUAUUAUUGAUCCUAAAAUGUACAACAAAUUUAAAGAUGAUGGAACCUUUUUAGAACAAGUGCUAGCACUACAAAAAAAAAAAAAAGUUAGAAAAAUAAAAGAAUCUGAAGCAACUGAUUCUAAAAAGAAAAGAACAAAAAAAACAGAUCAAGAAGAGGAAAAGGAGAAGCAUUCUGAAUCAGAUGUUGAAGAUGAACGAGAAAUAGAAAUAAAAAAUGAAUACAUUGAAAAAAUAAACAAAAUGAAGGAAGAGGGCUUUUUUACGGAUAAGGGAAUAGGAGCAGGAAUGGUGAAGUAA